Messenger RNA from Fraxinus pennsylvanica, 555 nucleotides. The record is from the annotation of a GenBank genome assembly. Lineage: Eukaryota; Viridiplantae; Streptophyta; Magnoliopsida; Lamiales; Oleaceae.
AUGAUGGGAAUCGUAUAUCGUAAUCUCAAGCUUGAAAAUGUAUUAGUUCGAGCGGAUGGUCAUAUAAUGUUGACUGAUUUUGACCUCUCUUUAAGGUGUGAUGACUCAACGUCUACAUUGGUACAAGUAAUUUCUACUCAAAAUAAGUCCAAUGCACUACCACAAAGCGAAUAUAGAAUCGAGCCACCCUCGUUUGGCUCAACUUCUAGCAUUCUUCCCAACUAUAUAGUCCCUUUUGUAUCAUGCUUCCAUCCUAGGAGCAAGCAUAAAAAGAAGCAAAGCCACCACGCAGGUCGGGAACUUGUGGCCGAGCCGAUUGAUGUUCGAUCGAUGUCGUUUGUCAGGAUCCACGAGUACUUGGCCCCAGAGAUAGUAUCCGAGGAAUGCCAUGGCAGUGCAGUGGACUGGUGGACCUUAGGGAUAUUCAUUUUCGAGUUGUUUUAUAGUGUGACACCAUUUCGAGGUAUGGACGACGAGUUAACCUUAGCGAACAUCAUUGCUCGAGCCCUUGAGUUUCCAAAGAGCCUGUUAUACUCGCCACAGCAAAGGACUUAA